Molecule: messenger RNA, 2292 nt
Organism: Sinocyclocheilus anshuiensis
Lineage: Eukaryota; Metazoa; Chordata; Actinopteri; Cypriniformes; Cyprinidae
Product: interferon regulatory factor 4-like
Exons: 9
Coding region: 95-1354 (419 amino acids)
Biological process (GO): regulation of transcription by RNA polymerase II; immune system process
Cellular component (GO): nucleus
Molecular function (GO): protein binding; RNA polymerase II cis-regulatory region sequence-specific DNA binding; DNA-binding transcription factor activity, RNA polymerase II-specific
Source: RefSeq, a predicted model, not a curated record
GCGCUUUGAAUUAUUUAAGAGUAGAAACACCUUCCUCUGACAUGACUUGAGAAGUGUCGGCUUUGAAAGCGAAGCUGUCUGCAUUCACAAAGACAUGAAUUUAGAUGGGGACAGCAGCAUGUCAGUCAGUUGUGGGAAUGGCAAACUUAGACAGUGGCUCAUCGAUCAGAUUGACAGCGGGGAGUAUUCCGGCUUGGUUUGGGAAAAUGACGAGAAAACCAUUUUCAGGAUUCCCUGGAAGCACGCUGGGAAACAGGACUACAACCGCGACGAGGACGCAGCGCUCUUCAAGGCGUGGGCCCUGUUCAAAGGCAAGCACAGAGAAGGCUUGGACAAACCAGACCCUCCAACAUGGAAGACGAGGCUCCGCUGUGCCCUGAACAAGAGCAAUGACUUUGAUGAGCUGGUGGAGAGAAGCCAGCUGGACAUCUCAGAUCCUUACAAGGUCUACAGGAUAAUACCAGAAGCAGCCAAGAGAGGCUCUAAGUCCAGCAGUAUGGAUGACAGCGCAGCACACGUGACUUCUAUUAGUUAUCCAAUGCAUUCUUCUUAUCCUCCUCUACAGCCUCAGUACAUAUACAUUUACUGCUUGUUCCUAGCAGGAUACCAGAUAUCUGGCUCCUUCUACACAUAUUCGCCUACAGAAACCCAUCCAGUGGCAAUGGACCCCAGUAUGAGAUCUGCCGAAGCCAUGGCUAUUUCAGACUGCCGCCUGCACGUCUCUCUGUACUAUCGCGAGUCUCUGGUGAAGGAGGUGACCACCAGCAGCCCUGAAGGCUGUCGCAUCUCCUCCUCUCCGUCUCCAGGAUCCCCCUCGUCCCCGUCGUCCCCGGGCCCCGAGGAGCGUCUGUACGGCGGGGCCGAGCCCGUGCUCUUGCCCUUCCCGUACCCUCAGUCGCAGCGGCGCGGGGCCGAGAAGCUGCCUAACGUGCUGGAGCGCGGCGUGCUGCUGUGGCUGGCUCCGGACGGGCUUUACGCCAAGCGCCUGUGCCAGGGCCGCGUGUACUGGGAGGGCCCGCUGGCCCCGUACGCUGACAAACCCAACAAGCUGGAGAAAGAGCAGACCUGCAAGCUGAUGGACACGCAGCAGUUCCUCUCAGAACUGCAGGGCUUCAUUCACCACGGCCGUCCCAUGCCGCGCUCUCAGGUGGUGCUGUGUUUCGGAGACGAGUUUCCAGACCCUCAAAGACAGAGCAAAAUGAUCACAGCUCAGGUGGAGCCCAUGUUUGCCCGACAGCUCCUGUAUUUUGCAGGCCAGACCAACGGGCACUACUUGCGCGGAUAUGAGCUUCAGAGUCAAGGUGCUUUACCUGUAGAAGAGUAUCAGAGAAGCAUCCAGCACUUGCAGGAGUAACAAGCUUCAGCUAAGAUACUGCAAAGCCCAGCCGCUCGCACUGUAUCUGCUCUACAGCCAGCGGAGGCUAGUGAAAGCCAAUGGAGCAUCAUUGACAUUGUAAUGAAGACUUGAAAUCGCAUUGUGAUUACCUGACCAAGUGCCCACUUACACUUCCUAAAAGCUACAAACUCUUCGGACACCAUACAGUAUUGGAUGCAGUCUUUUUGUAUGAAAAGCGUUCAUGAAUUAUGUCUCAGUGAGUCUGAGAACACAUGGAAAAAUGUUGGUUUGUUUCAUGUCAGCUCCUUUUCUGCUGCAAACACAAGCAAAACACAAACCACGUGCUAAAACAGUGUCAAGUUCAUUUCAAUUCAACGUUUCACUCACGUUGUGCUGAUAAUGUGUAGUGGCAAAUUAUGCAAAGCAGAAGUGUACUCAGAUUUCUGGACUCCCAAAUAUUUCAUAUGGACAUUUGAGAAAGAAGCUAACCAAAAACAAAACUACAAUCGAGCUAUUUUUCCCAUAGGAAUUGUUUGUUAGUGGGACACAUAUUUUUGAUACGUCGAUGUAUAGUUGCAUAGACUUUCUAUUACUGGUCUAUAUUGCUCUGCUUUUCUAACACGAUCCUCUUUUUUCUCAUUGUUUUCGGCGCCGUGUGAGUAUUUAUAUUGUAUGCAUGUAGGUUUCUAUAUGCACAGCCGAAUGUACUGUAUAGCUGUAUAGAUAUCUUGAAUGUAAUCAAAGUAAUUAUUUCUCUGAAUGGCAUCUGACAAGAAGUUAUAUAAUGCUAAAUACUAAGAAACAGUUUGUGGUUGUGUGUGUGUGUGUGUGAUUGUUAUCUGCUUUCAAGUAAAGAUCUAUGUUGCAAAUGUAAUCAUGACAAAAUCUGCUUCUCCCCUUUGUGUGUGUGUGUGUGUGAGUGUGAGUGUGAGUGUGUGUGAGUGUAAGUGUGUGUG